This is a messenger RNA of Pestalotiopsis fici W106-1, 1137 nucleotides long. RefSeq lists its product as uncharacterized. The coding region runs from base 1 to 1137 and encodes 378 amino acids. The record is from RefSeq and is a predicted model, not a curated record. NCBI's taxonomy places the organism in Eukaryota, Fungi, Ascomycota, Sordariomycetes, Amphisphaeriales, Sporocadaceae. The transcript has a single exon.
AUGGCUACUCCAGCGCCCGAGCUCAAUAUACCGCCGUCGACUGCCACAGUUAAUGUAUCCAUUAUCAACACCACUGGAACAAUACGAGGCGUCAACACGUGGAAGUUUGUUGAACCGUCCAUCAAGGGCCACGACUGGCUUUCAACGCCGUGUUAUGCAUUUUUGAUUCAACAUCCCACUCUAAACCGUUCACUUGUCUUUGAUCUAGGCAUCAAGAAGGACCUGGAGAAUUUGCCCCCGCAUCUUCUCGAAAGAUUCAAACAGAGUGGAUAUACCGUUGACGUGCCAAAGCAUGUCAGAGAAAUCCUAGAUGAGGGCGGCGUGGAUACCAAGUCCAUUGAAGCCGUCAUCUGGUCGCACUGGCACUUUGAUCAUACGGGGAAUCCCUCCACUUUUGAUCCCAACACCAAGCUGAUCGUGGGACCCGGCUGCAAAGAAAAGAUCUUUCCCGGCUAUCCCGACAACCCGACGGCGGCGUUCUUGCAAAAGGACGUUGAAGGCCGGGAGAUUGUGUCGCUGGAUUUCGCGCAGGCCCCGCUCGCCAUUGGCCGCUUCGACGCUAUAGACUAUUUCGGCGACGGGUCCUUUUACCUCCUCGACUCGCCGGGCCACGCUGUCGGCCACGUGUGCGGUCUCGCGCGCGUUACCACCUCCGCCCAUCCCAACGACAAUGACAGCUUCAUUCUCAUGGGUGGAGACGCCGUGCACCACGGCGGCGAGCUGCGACCGCACCCAUAUCUGCCGCUGCCGGGCGCCAUUGCUCCCCACCCCUUUACCGCGGCUGCCCAUGCCGCCUGUCCCGGCGAGCUGUUUGAGACGGUGCUGCGCGACGGGAGAGAUCAGCCGUUUUAUCUCCCGGCCGCGCCUCCGAGCGUGCACUAUGAUGUCCCCGAGAUGAUCGAGUCCAUCAAGAAGCUGCAAGAGUGCGAUGCCCACGACAACAUCCUGGUUGUACCGGCGCAUGAUGCAGCUCUUCUCAGCAUAGCCGACUUUUUCCCGCAUUACGCAAACGACUUUGCCGCCAAGGGUUGGGUAAAGAAGGCGAGGUGGGCAUUUUUGAAGGAUUUUGCCGAGGCGGUUGGAUACAAAGGGGAGAUUGCAAACCCAUAUGAUUUCUCGCCUGUGGUGAAGAAUUAA